UCUCGCGCUCCGACGUCACCAGAACCUCGAGCCCUCCAUGUAAAUCACGUCCCGGUUCGAGCCUCUCCAUUGGCCGCUCCUCGCUCAUUUAGCUGCUGUCAGAGCGCGCGGCCCGGCCACGCUCCGGUAACUUUUCCGAGCACAGCUCCAACCAAAGUCAAACAUCCGUUCUUCUGUGCGCUCCUGGAUGACAGGAAAAAGGCGGAAAGGGGAAGAGAGCGCAGGUUUACCUCUGAGUGGAUUUCACCUGAGAGCACAGCUCCUCUUCAUCUCCUCCUCUUCCUCGGAGGUCCAGCCUGAAUGUUUCUCGGUGUCUGACCGGCGUCCGACCCAGACCAGGUGAAUGUACAGCAUCAUGAUGGAGACGGACUUACAUUCCCCCGUGGUGCCCCAGACCAACCCAUCCAACCCGGGGGGACACGCGGGAGGAGGAGGCGGGGGGCCCGGAGGUAAAGUCCCCCAGGAGAGGAUCAAGAGACCCAUGAACGCCUUCAUGGUGUGGUCCCGGGGCCAGCGCAGGAAAAUGGCCCAGGAGAACCCCAAGAUGCACAACUCCGAGAUCAGCAAGCGACUGGGCGCCGAGUGGAAGGUGAUGACCGAGGCGGAGAAGAGGCCGUUCAUCGACGAGGCGAAGCGGCUCCGGGCCAUGCACAUGAAGGAACACCCGGACUACAAGUACCGGCCGCGGAGGAAGACCAAGACGCUGCUGAAGAAGGACAAGUACUCUCUGGCCGGCGGGCUGCUCGGCUCCCCGGCGGGCGUCGGGAUGGGCGGCGGGCAGCGGCUGGAGAGUCCCGGAGGGGGCCACGUAGGGGCUAACGCGGGCUACGCCACGCACGUGAACGGCUGGGCAAACGGCACGUACUCGGGGCAGGUGGCGGCAGCAGCGGCGGCGGCUCACGCCAUGAUGCAGGAGGCACAGCUGGCUUACACGCAACACCCGGGCACCGGGACUCACCCGCACCAUCCGCAUCCGCACCAUCACCCGCAUCACCACCCGCACAACCCGCAGCCCGUGCACAGGUACGACAUGAGCGCCUUAUCUUACAGCCCCAUCUCAAACUCUCAGAGCUACAUGAGCGCCUCUCCGCCGGGCUACGGCGGAAUCACCGGCUACACUCACCAGCACCAAAGCUCCGGUGUGUCCCCGGUGUCCGGAGCGAUCGGAGGGACUUUGGGGUCCCUGGUGAAAUCUGAGCCUAGCGUGAGCCCCCCGGUCUCCACCGGCCGCGGACCGCCGCCGUGCCCUGCGGGAGACCUGCGGGACAUGAUCAGCAUGUACCUGCCGACCGGAGAGGCGGCGGGGGACUCCUCCGUUCAGAGCAGACUGCAUGUGCUCCACCCGCAGCACUACCAGAGCAGCGGCUCCACUCCGGUAAACGGGACGGUUCCCCUGACCCAUAUUUAAAUCUCUAAAUGUUCGAUAAGCACUACAACCACAACCAAAUAUUUAACUCUAGAUGUGGGCGCCGGCUGCUGAUGAAUUGUAAAUUAUAGGCGGUUAGAGCCAUAAAAUGCAAUCACUUUGAACAAACUUUUUUAUUGUUAUUAUUUUUAUUUUCUUUCAGUGAUGGAGUUUUUUGUCUGUCCGAGCUAAAGGAAAGCGCAUCCCAUUUACUUUUGCUCUCUGGAACAGAGCAUGCCAAGUUUUGACACGAUUUAAAUUAUAAUCCGUGAAGGCUGGUGCGUUUUGAAGGUUAUUUUUUCCGACUUUUCUGUGGAAUUAAAGGCACCAGCUGUGUGUUUGAGGGAUCCUAAAAAGCUGUUUAAAGAGGGAACCGUAUAAUAAAUGGAGGGCGGUGUGGAAGAUGUGUUUUAAAAGUUUCUAGGCUGCAGUUUAAAUUGAUUUCCAGUUUUAAUGCUUGUAAACAUGUGAGUCAAUCGGUGUAAUUUGAAUUUGUUUUUGUUGUUGUAAGAUCUUGUAAAUUGUGAAUAAAUAGGCCUACUGAAAACGC
This is a messenger RNA of Amphiprion ocellaris (clown anemonefish), 1955 nucleotides long. RefSeq names its product SRY-box transcription factor 1b (gene sox1b). NCBI's taxonomy places the organism in Eukaryota, Metazoa, Chordata, Actinopteri, Pomacentridae. The transcript has a single exon. Gene Ontology annotation, biological process: cell differentiation; regulation of DNA-templated transcription; anatomical structure morphogenesis. Gene Ontology annotation, molecular function: RNA polymerase II cis-regulatory region sequence-specific DNA binding; DNA-binding transcription factor activity, RNA polymerase II-specific. The record is from RefSeq and is a predicted model, not a curated record. The coding region runs from base 344 to 1408 and encodes 354 amino acids.